AUGGGUGUUAAGAGUUUUGUUGAGGGUGGUAUCACGUCCAUUGUUGCUGGGUGUAGCACUCAUCCGCUUGAUUUGAUCAAAGUUGGAUGCAGCUUUAGGGCAAUCUCCUCCAGUGGAUGCUUCUUCCUCACUUGGCAUUGCAGCUCGUGGUUCCAGAGCCGGACCCAUAUCGGUUGGUGUGCAGAUUCUUCACUCCGAGGUGUUUCUGCUCUGUUUUCCGGCGUCUCCGCCACCAUGCUCUGCCAAACACUCUAUUCCACCACUCGUGUGGGUCUUUACAUGUGCUCAAGCAAAAGAGACCGGCCCAGAUAA
Neltuma alba is the source of this 312-nucleotide messenger RNA. RefSeq names its product mitochondrial uncoupling protein 4-like. The transcript has 2 exons. The coding region runs from base 1 to 312 and encodes 103 amino acids. The record is from RefSeq and is a predicted model, not a curated record. Lineage: Eukaryota; Viridiplantae; Streptophyta; Magnoliopsida; Fabales; Fabaceae.